AUGGCUCCCCUUAUCAUCUCCCAAUGCAGCGUCGCUGAUGGCACCGCCCUAGCUGCCAACAGCAUUCCCGCCUUCUGGGCUGACCCGCAUUGGGUCCUGGCCUGGCGCCAUCGGACCCUCGAAUACCACAUCUCGCAGAUAGCCCUACGCUUCCCGCGUAACAUGUUGAACAAUAGGGAGGCCUUACGACAUCAAAAAGCAGUAGAUCCAGAGACAGGCUGUAUACUCGGGUACGCUCGAUGGCGCCUGCCACCCUCUUAUGAGAUUAACCCAGAUGAUGGCACACCAACAUGGCCCGAGGCCCAGGUCCCCGCCGUUGAGCCCGAGAAGGAGGCCGAGAUUCGACGGACUGCCGAGACCGUUGUCUGGGAUCCUAAUAACGAUGCUGAUGAGCUAUUGGUUCGCGUAAAUGCGCUCGAGAAAGAAGUGACGCCAAAGACACCGUACAUCACCCUAGAGUACCUUGCUGUGCAUCCGGACAAUCAGCGUAAAGGAGUCGGCACUGCAUUGGUGAAGAGCGGGAUGGACCAGGCAGACAAGAUGGGGUUGGAAAUCUUUGUCCACGCUUUAAGAGAGGGAGCUGAACUGUAUAAACGAAUUGGUUUUCGACUCAUAGCAGAGCUCGUCCAGGAUGACUCUGCGUAUGGUGGCAAUGGGGUGUACGGUGCAUAUUUCUUUAUAUACGAGCCUAGAUCGAGGACUGAUUCUGCACGUACUUAG
Messenger RNA from Penicillium coprophilum, 720 nucleotides. RefSeq names its product GNAT family N-acetyltransferase. NCBI's taxonomy places the organism in Eukaryota, Fungi, Ascomycota, Eurotiomycetes, Eurotiales, Aspergillaceae. The record is from RefSeq and is a predicted model, not a curated record. The coding region runs from base 1 to 720 and encodes 239 amino acids. Gene Ontology annotation, molecular function: acyltransferase activity, transferring groups other than amino-acyl groups. The transcript is spliced from 2 exons.